Molecule: messenger RNA, 2261 nt
Organism: Manihot esculenta (cassava)
Lineage: Eukaryota; Viridiplantae; Streptophyta; Magnoliopsida; Malpighiales; Euphorbiaceae
Product: peroxisomal membrane protein 13-like
Exons: 4
Coding region: 1360-1923 (187 amino acids)
Biological process (GO): protein import into peroxisome matrix, docking
Cellular component (GO): peroxisome; peroxisomal membrane; peroxisomal importomer complex
Source: RefSeq, a predicted model, not a curated record
AAACUUCUGCAGGAGACAGAGGCUCAACCAAAAGCAUAAACUGGUCUAAUGAACAGUUGAUGUCUAGUCCCACUGGUUAAAUCACUCUCAGCUCUCUUAUCACUUGGUUAUGUGCAGAUUUUCCUAGAAUUCCACAUUAUAUUAUUCAUCAUUUUAUUUUUUUAAUUAUUAUUUGAAGUUUUAUAUUAAUUUUUUAAAUUUUUUUAUAAGAAUGAAAAAGAUGUUUACAGAAGCUUAUUAUUUAACUAAAGAUUCUAACUCUAUUAUUAUGUUAUUGCUUUUCUCUACGUAUCGAAAAGAUUGAUCCAUAAUUAACCAUUUACAUACAAUUUCGCAAGUCCAAUUCCAGUUGGAAAUCCAUACCUCCAAUAUUUUUAGAAUUCUCCAUUGCAGCAUCAUUUACAACCACACAUAAUUCACCAUAAUAAUUCAACUUAUUGCCUUUUUCAUUUAUAACAAAUAUAUGUAACAACGUAAAAGCAAAUGUUGCCCCAUCUAUGUAAACUUCCUUAUACUCUAAAAAGAAGUUUUCCAGAUAAAGACAUCGUCCAGAUAACGAGGAGUUCUAUUUAUUUAUUUACUUUAGAUGCCAAUAGUCUUGCUAACACCAAGAGUAUCGAUAAAGUAAUUGAAGUAUUCACCGUGGACAAAUAAAUCCCAUCAUGAUUUGGAAAAAAAUUCGGCAUGUAAUAAGUUUUGGAAAUUUUUUCCCCUUGCUUUGGCAAGAAGCCCAUAAAUGACAGAAUGUAUCACAAGUGUACACGUGCCAACAUCUCACAGAGCUUCAUUAUCAGGAAUCCAUGGGAUUGCAGUUUUUACAGCACCAAGGCCUACAAAUACAAUAAUAAACGUAAAACUUAGUUGAAUUGCAUCUCGCAAAGCUUUCUUCUAAGCACUAUUUAGCAAUGUUGUUAUGUAUUGGUUAUCUACUUGAUGUAUUAUAUAUGGUAGACGGUAAAUAAACAAAUAGAAGAUCAGUUGGCAUCCUAAUAGAUAGAGGAGACAUGAAUUACUCAUGGGUCGUAACUAUGUUCAAUGUGUUGAAUAACUCCUUGCAAAAUAUGUUCUCCUAAUGCAGGUAGCAAUGCCCCUGCGAAACCUUGGGAACGAGCAGGGACCUCAUCUUCAGGUCCCACACCUUUUAAACCCUCAUCACCUGGCAGCACCAGUGAUGUAGUUGAGGCAUCUGGAACAGCAAAACCUGGCGAAAUUGUUCCAGCUGUCAAUAAGAAUACAACUGUGGCUGGAAAUUCUCUUGGUAGGCCUGUACCGACUAGGCCGUGGGAACUGCAAACAUAUGGGAGCACAUAUGGAGGCUAUGGCUCUGGUCUAAAUUAUAAUUCUGGAUACGGCUCUGGAAUGUAUGGUUCUUCGUAUGGUGGAUAUGGAGGGUCUUAUGGUGGUGGAUUGUACGGAAAUAACAUGUAUAGAGGAGGUUAUGGUGGUCUAUAUGGAGGCGGUAUGUAUGGUGGUGGUGGAGGAAUGUAUAAUGGUGGUUUUGGUGGUCCAAUGGGUGGUUAUGGAACGGGCAUGGGCCCUUAUGGUGAUCAAGAUCCAAAUAACCCCUAUGGUGCUCCAUCAUCUCCUCCUGGCUUUUGGAUUUCUUUCCUCCGGGUGAUGCAAGGUGUAGUGAACUUUUUUGGCAGGAUAUCAAUUCUGAUAGACCAGAACACCCAGGCAUUUCACAUGUUCAUGACUGCACUGCUUCAGCUUUUUGAUCGCACGGGCUUAUUGUAUGGAGAGUUGGCGAGAUUUGUUUUGCGAUUGUUGGGAAUCAAAACAAAACCCAGAAAGGUUGAAGGACCAGGGCCUAAUGGACUUCCUGCUCCUCUCAAUCCCCACGGUAAUCAAAACUACAUUGAGGGUCCAAAGGGCGCUCCAAGUGGUGGAUGGGAUAAUGUUUGGGGAGACGGUUCUAGUUAAGCCCACAAUUUCAACUUGAUAAAAUGAUAAAACGAGACUAGAAUUACAAGCUGUGUGGUAUGCAAGGAGAUCCUAUGGAUGCAAAGCUUCUUGGUUGGUUCGCUAAAUUACCUCUGCUGUUUGCUUGAAAUAAAAAUCUCUUCCUCCUGAUUUUGUAACCGAGUUACAGCGACCAUGGAUGUGUGCAAGGAGGAGAGGUGUUUGAUGAUUGAGAAUAUAUGUAGCGUUGUAUACUUGAAUAAAUGAUCAUUAUCUGUAGACUGUAGUUGUGUGCCUUUAAAAGUAAAUCAUAUGUUCAAUGCAAGUUAUAAACUUGUAGAUGCAGAAUGGUUUGAGAA